CUUUUAAAUAGAAAAUAAUUUUACCAAAAUGGUGACCUGCUCUACGACUAAAAUAAUCGUUCUUGUGUCCUUUAUGCUUCUCUUCUAUUGGUGUCUUAAAAUGUACAAUAAUUUUGUGACGGCUAGCUGUACCCAUCCUUCCCGCUGCCUCACUCCUGCUUAUCCUAUGAACAGGAAAAUGGAGUUUUUAGGUUUUAUCUCAACAUCUUCUGAUAUCAAAAGAAAAAGAGGAAGGAUUCAUUUGGUGAACGAAACUAAUUUUUUACGCAACAAGCAAUGGGAUAUUAAUAUCAAUGUAACUUUGCCUAAUUCAACACUUCAAAAUGGCUCACUGUAUCUUCAUCUCUUUCUUGGUCCUUUGAGCCCGUCAGAGCAUCUUAAUUCCAACAAACUGACUUCUCUCUCGAUUCCUUUAACGCGCUACAAAAUCCCAUCAGCAAACAGGUUUAACUUACUGCAAGGAGACUACGAAUCCAUAGGAGAUGAUGGGCCCUCUUCUUCAUAUCCUGUAACUCACUGGAUACCAGUCAUUGGUUUGUAUGGUGUGGGUGAAGAUUGGUCUUUUGAUAGUAAUCUCCUACCCCCUGAGCUAUGGAUCAUGCAGACAUUGAAGUUAAUCCCCUAUACAAUGACAUAUCUACCAAUACUGUAUCAUAAUGAAUUACGCAUACUCAAGAGGGACAUGAUUCAAGUAUUCCCCUCAAAUAAGACUAUGAGCCUCUCUCUCUCUUAUUAUCCUGUUGGACUCACUCAGUUAAGAGUUUGGAUACAGUUCCAGUUUGCAUUCAAAUCAAUGAAUACACUAGGUUUUCCUGAGAAAGAGCUGGAUACAGUGAAGGAGCUUGUCUUUGGUGCAAAUCUUUAUCUGCUUGGACUCACUUUCUUUGUCUCUUUCUUUCAUUUAUUAUUUGAUUUUUUGGCAUUCAAAAAUGACGUGAAUUUCUGGAGAGGAAGAAAGACAAUCGUUGGCAUGUCAAGAAGAACUAUUUUGUGGAGGUGCUUUAGCUACACGGUUGUGGUACUUUAUCUGCUGGAAGAAGAGACAAGUCUUUUGAUAUCUGUUCCUGCUGGGAUAUCAGCUAUAAUUGAGUACUGGAAAGUUUGGAAGACUCUGAAGCUUCGGCUGGUCAGAGAUGAUGGAUUUUUCCCUAAAAUAAAAUUUAUGGAGCGACUGGAGGAGGAGAAAGUGACUGAAAACUAUGACUCACAAGCAAUGAAAUACUUGUCAAUAUUACUAAUACCAUUAGUCUUACUUGGUGCUGUAUAUUGCUUACUCUACCUAUCUUAUAAGAGCUGGUAUUCUUGGAUAGUGCAUAGUCUUGUGAAUGGUGUGUAUGCUUUUGGUUUUCUCUUCAUGCUCCCGCAGUUAUUUGUCAAUUAUAAAUUGAAAUCUGUUGCACAUUUACCUUGGAGGGCUUUUAUGUACAAGGCAUUCAAUACAUUCAUUGAUGACGUGUUUGCCUUUAUCAUUACAAUGCCAACCUCACACAGGAUUGCUGUUUUCAGAGACGAUCUAGUCUUUCUUGUCUACCUCUAUCAGAGAUGGUUGUAUCCAGUUGAUAAGAGCAGAGUGAAUGAAUUUGGUGAGUCAUUUACUGCUGUGAGCAGCAAGGAGAAGAAAAGAAUCAAGAAAGACUAAUUAAAUUUUUUUGUAUCAUAAUAAUAUUACUGUAUUUUUUUAUAAAUUUAAAAAAACAACUAAAUCAUGACAUUUUGAACAAUAAAA
Molecule: messenger RNA, 1726 nt
Organism: Amphimedon queenslandica
Lineage: Eukaryota; Metazoa; Porifera; Demospongiae; Haplosclerida; Niphatidae
Product: cleft lip and palate transmembrane protein 1-like protein
Exons: 16
Coding region: 29-1639 (536 amino acids)
Cellular component (GO): membrane; endomembrane system
Source: RefSeq, a predicted model, not a curated record